CGGGCUAAGGGGCGGGGCCUCUCCUUCACCCGGGCAGAGCAGCAGCAGCAGCAGGCAUGGAGCCGGCGGCGAUGCUCACCUGCUGGGGAGCCGUGCUGGGGACGGCUGUGUCGCUCCCGCUGCUGCUGCUGGCGGCAUCCCCCUACGUGAGGAGGUAUGUUGCUGGAGGACAGUGUAAGUCAGCAGCUAAGCUAGAUGGGAAGGUGGUGAUAAUCACAGGAGCUAACACAGGCAUUGGGAAGGAGACAGCCAGAGAUCUUGCACGAAGAGGUGCAAGGGUGAUUGUUGCCUGCAGAGACGUAGCAAAGGGAGAAGCUGCAGCCAGUGAAAUCCGAGCUGAAACAGGGAACCAGCAGGUCAUUGUGAAAAAACUGGACUUGGCUAAUACAAAGUCCAUCCGGGAGUUUGCUGAGAACUUUCUAGCAGAGGAGAAGGAACUUCAUAUCCUCAUUAACAAUGCUGGGGUGAUGCUAUACCCUUACUCCAAGACAGCUGAUGGCUUUGAGAUGCACCUGGGAGUCAAUCACCUCGGUCACUUUCUCUUGACUUUCCUAUUGCUGGAGCGUCUGAGGCAGUCUGCCCCGGCCCGUAUAGUGAAUGUGUCCUCACUGGCUCAUCAUGGAGGCCGAAUCCGCUUCCAUGACCUCCAUGGUGACAAGAGCUACAAUCGCGGCCUUGCCUACUGUCACAGCAAACUGGCUAACGUGCUUUUCACACGGGAGUUGGCGAGGCGGCUGCAAGGUACUAAAGUCACAGCAAACUCUCUCCACCCUGGCUCUGUCCGUUCUGAACUGGUCCGGCACUCAUCUGUAAUGACAUGGCUGUGGAAGGUGUUCUCAUUCUUCCUGAAGACUCCUUCGGAGGGAGCUCAGACCAGCGUGUACUGUGCAGUGGCAGAGGAGCUAGACUCUGUGACAGGACAAUAUUUCAGUGAUUGCCAGCCAGCAUAUGUAUCUCCACGGGGCCGGGAUGAUGAGACAGCAAAGAAGCUCUGGCAUGUGAGCUGUGAGCUCCUAGGCAUCCAGUGGGACUGAGCAGUGCAGACCUCAAGCAUGUGUCACAGUGGCUGACCAUGGUGAUGCUUCUCCUCCUGGGAAACUUCAAGACAAGAACUUCAGCACUUCCAGAUACCCUCAUGAUGGUUCAAUGGACACAACUGAGUAUGAAUUUCUGAAAUAUUAUGCUUAAGGAAUGAGAUUAGUAAGCAGCUGGUCCCCUUUCCUAGGUGGAGACUUAGAGCACAGAUGCAGAUAUGAUUGAUAUAUACUUGAUAUUCCAGAGCCAGGUGCUAAUUGUGCUCUGGCUCUAGAAUAGAAAGGGAAGUUGCAGUCUUAUGUUUAGAUUAUGAAGCAAAAGACUUCCCUUCAUUGAGAAGCUUUUUUUUUUUUUUUUUUUUUUUUUUUAACUCCACAGUAGUAGUAAUAGUAAAGUAGGACACUAUAUUUAUGAUCUAAGGUUAUUUUCAGUUUCUAGUAUUUGACCUAGCAGAAUAGGAGAAGUACUUUUUCAGGUAUUAAGGUUUCUGGCAAUUAUAUGCAAUACAAAUGUUCUCUAGCACAUAGAAACAGGUGCUGGCCUUUUUGUGCCAAGCAUUAUGUAAAGUUUUUAACUGGAAUUAGGUGUUGUUCUGUAUAUGCUCUGUAAGAAGUUGGGCCAUAGCUACUGAAGCACCUUGUCUCCAUUGGCUAUUGAUUGGCAUAAGUAAACCAAGGGUCUGUAUAUCUUUUGAGGACCCAGGUCUCAAUGCAGUUGACUGGGAGGUUAAAUGCUGCAGGAAUACUGCAAUCCUGCAUAGGCAAGUUUUCUUAUUUCAAAAAAUUGACAUUGCUGCUAUGAAGCAUUAAGCAAAGACGAUGUAAAAGUUGUUACAAUAAAAUCCCCAGCUGCACUUUAAA
Dromaius novaehollandiae (emu) is the source of this 1895-nucleotide messenger RNA. RefSeq names its product retinol dehydrogenase 12-like. NCBI's taxonomy places the organism in Eukaryota, Metazoa, Chordata, Aves, Casuariiformes, Dromaiidae. The transcript is spliced from 7 exons. The record is from RefSeq and is a predicted model, not a curated record. The coding region runs from base 57 to 1034 and encodes 325 amino acids.